Messenger RNA from Biomphalaria glabrata, 3620 nucleotides. RefSeq lists its product as uncharacterized. The coding region runs from base 120 to 2915 and encodes 931 amino acids. The transcript has 16 exons. NCBI's taxonomy places the organism in Eukaryota, Metazoa, Mollusca, Gastropoda, Planorbidae. The record is from RefSeq and is a predicted model, not a curated record. Gene Ontology annotation, molecular function: calcium ion binding.
AACCGGAAGUGGUUAUUUUAAAAAAACUCCAUGUAACUAAGCAACAUCAGACGCCGACUUCAUUAAAUUCAUCAUUAUUUUGAAGAUAGAUAAGCUAUAUAAUAUCUUAAAAGAGAGAGAUGGCAGCUGCUGCUGUUGCAUCAAGCAUUGAAGAAAACCUACGAGUGAUAGCUCAAACUAAAAGAAUUCGUGUAAAUGAAUUUUUUCAAGACUAUGAUAAAUUAAGAUCAGGAUUUGUUUCAGCUUCUCAAUUUUUCCGUUGUCUGUGGCAAACACUUUCUGUUAAAUUUAGUGAAGAAGAAGAGCAGGCACUUUGUAUGAAAUAUGGUUUCACUGAAGAUGGAAAAAUUAAUUACAAGAAAUUCUGUGAUGCUAUUGAGCUAAAGUUUGAUCCUAAGAACAUUUAUGGGUCUCCUGACAUACAAAAAGUUGAGACACCAGAAUAUCUAGGAACUCUCAGAAGUAAAAGGCCCCUAACAGUAGAUGCAGAGUCCAGAUUAGUGGACAUUUUAAGACGAAUGCAACAUUUUUAUAAUAUCAGAGGAAUUAACCUGCGAACACAGUAUGAAGAUUUUGAUAAGCACCACCAAGGAGUAGUGUCUGAGAGUCAGUUUUACAGAAAUUUUCCUGGUCCUGUGGAUAUUGAUGAUGAGGAUAUCAAAGUUCUAGUUGAGAAGUAUAAUGAUCCAAAGAGUCCAGGCCUCAUAAACUAUCUGAAUCUUCAUCAUGACGUACUAGCUGUACACAAGUAUGUUGAGCAAGAGAAAAAACCUCAGCUGUUAUCAAUGGGAAAGUCUGUCGAUAUGGUGGCCUUGUUUCCAAGAGAAGAUCCCACUUUAGCUGAAAUACUGGAUAAAAUUCGUAUAGCUGUUUUUAAAAAUGGAAUUAGGACAAUAGAAUUUUUCAAAGAUCAUGACAAGUUACGAAGUGGUGUAAUUACUGAUAAUCAGUUUGUUUGUGGAUUGGCUCUUGCAUGCGGCAAAGAGGCUCAGCUUUCACGUGGAGAAAUUCAAAAACUUGUGGAAAAUUACAGACUUCCGGAUGGUAGAGUUCAGUAUAAACAGUUUUGUGAUGCAAUGGAAAAUGCAUUUAACAUUCCUGACCUUGACAGAAAACCAACAGAAACUGUUCAAAGACCAGCCAAAGGAUCUUUAUUUCGUGCUCUCAAACCGCUAGUGGAAGAUGAGGAACAAAGACUCUUGGGUAUUCUCUCAGCCUUAUCGGACAAAGUUGAAAAGGAACGCAUCAUGCUGUAUCAAUAUUUCAAAGAUUUUGAUCGGUCCACUGCAUAUACAAGAAUUGUAACUCCAAGCCAGUUUGCCAGAAUUUUGCACUUCCUCAACCUUGAUGUUAGCCCAGGUGAUUUUAAGUUAAUAAUAAACAAAUUUCAAGAUCCCGCCAGUGGAGAUGUCAAUUAUCCAGCUUUCGUUCAAGCCAUUGAUAAACAAUUUGUUGCUACCACUAUAACUGAAGAAAAGCCUCCUAUUGUGCAUGAUAUUAGGCCUAUACCAAAAUCAAUGGUUGAAACCAAAUGGAUUGAAAGUGCCCCAGUUUCUUUUGUAGAUCUCUUAGCAAGAAUUCGUCAUAUAGUGCUUACUAACCGACUGAGGAUUAAUGAAAGUUUCCAAGACUUUGACGCUUUAAGAAGUGGUUCUAUAACCAUGGCUCAAUUUAGAAGAGGGUUAUCAUCAAUGGGACUGAGUAAAAUUGGGUUUCAUGAUCUGAAUGACAAUCAGUUCAACUUACUGGCUGCUCAUUAUCGCAAUCCUUCCAAACCAGACCAAAUUUUGUGGAUGAAUUUUGUUUCGGACAUUGAGAGUGUCUUUACACAGACAGGCUUGGAACAGAUGCCAUCUGCUGUUGUACAGCCUCAAGAGUACUUUAGAGUUCCAAAACCAGGCACCAUUGACUGGAGCAAUGCCAGCAAAGAACAUAAAGAUCUCUAUGAAGCAGCUAUGGACAGAAUAAGAAAGAGAGUGGAACAUAGAUCUGUUCAGUGUCGUCCAGUAUUCCAAGAUUUUGAUAGACACAAUAAAGGUCACAUCAGCCGCACACAGUUCAGACAAGCUUUGACAAUGCUGGAAAUUCCCAUUGAGGAAUCAGAAAUGCAGGCACUGGAGGCCCUUUAUAGCAAUGACUAUGGUGUUGACUACCGCAAGUUCCUGGAAGAUCUACAACCUAGUGAUCCCAUUCCAUUCAUGUAUGUAAAGAGAAUGGAAGAAAUCAGAAAAGCCAACUCCAAAGAGGCUUUACCAGAACAAAGGGCUGUGACAGACUUGGAAAGCGUGUUUAUCAAGAUUAAGACCAAAGUUGUCAAAGAAAGAAUUAGAGUUUAUGAAUUUAUGAAAGAUUAUGACAAACUGCAUUCUGGUCGCAUGCUCAAGACUUCCUUUAGAAGAGCACUAAAUCUGGCUAGGUUAAGCCUUCUGGAAUCAGAAGUCGCUAUGUUGGAAGACAAAUUCCAAUCAAUACAGGACUAUGAUUAUGUUAACUACUUGGCCUUCUGCCAAGAAAUAGAGUCAGUGUUUACCAAAGACAACCUAGAGAAAACACCAGAAGAUGUCAUAGAGCAGUUCAAACCAGAUGAAGAAUGGAAAGUUACAGAACUGACAGCUGAGGAAAAUGAACAAGCCAAUAAAUGUCUGCUAAGAAUUGCUGAGAAGGUAUAUAAAAACAGAAUGCAACUCUUCCCACUAUUUGAAGACUACGACAGAAUUCACAAUGGGGCAGUGUCACAAUCACAGUUUCGCAGAGUUCUAACUGAACUGGAACUGGCCAAUCUGGCAAGCGACAUUGAUGUGAAGCUCAUUUGUAAAAAAUUCCAGGUGCAAGUAGGAGGUCGUACAGAUAUUAACUAUAUAGCUUUUUGUCAGACAGUGAACAAUCUGGCAGGUUUCGACAUCAACAUGCCAUAAAUCUUGCUUUAAAGUUUAUAAUUUAUCAUGUAUUUGGAUUUCAUUGAAAAUGUAAUAUUGCUACAUUGUGAAUGGUUUCAACAACUCUAGUUAUAAGAGAUAAUCGUUUUCUAAUAUAUAAUAUUUAUAUGGUUUGAAAAAAAACUAUAUAUUUUUUAAAAACAAAUUGUUUUCAUGAUUACGACAUGAGCUUAUUUUUUUUGUUCCAAUUGAAAAGAUUGGCAACAUCAGAAUGUGGACGCAGAAUUCACAUUAGGCAGUUAUUUACUUCUUCUACAGAUACUGUCCAAAAGAAUUAUAUAAAUUGCUAUAAUAAAAAUAAAAAGUGAAUUUUCUGAAAUUUUUUGUCCAUUACACAACAUACUCUUUAACUAUUUCACAUAAUGUACUUGAUUUGAAGGAAAUUGUGUUGUCUUUUUUUAAAUUUCAGUUUCAGUUGUAGGAGUUAAACGUUACUACAGAGUCUGUGAUAUUUCUAUUUAGCAUGAUUUGAUUUUUGAAAGCAUAUAAAUAUAUGAAUUUAUUUUUUCUUUUACAAAUUUUAAAAAUUUUUAUUGUAAGUAAGGAUUUUUUUUUUAGAAACAAGCCCCCCCCCCCUUUUUUUUUUUUAAAUCUUUAUUUUACUUGUACAGUCUGCAUAUAUUGUACAAAAAUGAGUUUUAAAUGUGUAAAAAAAAUAAAUCAAAUAAAUAGCUACUAUAUGAA